AUGGCAUUAACAAGGAGUCAAGUUCAUAGUCAUCAGAAAUCACCAGAAAAGGCAGCAUUGCUGAAUCCUGAAGAUGUUUCACCUGAAAAUAUUCUAGGCAAUGAUGAUGAUGAUGAUGACGGUGAAUCUAAAACUGCACAACAAACAUUGCCCAUUAAGCCAAAGAAAAAAGUGUUUACUGACGACGAUCUAGUAGAUGAUUUAGCUACCAAAUCUAGUCUGGAGACUGCAACUUCAGUACAAGAAGAAAAAGAGGGAAAAGAAGAAGAUGAAGAGGAUAGCGACUCUGAUGAUUCCGGUUCUGAUUCUGAUGAUGCACCAGAGGAAGAAUCUACGAGCACAGCUAAGCAACAGGCUGUGCGUAGACAAGAGGAGGAAAAACAACGUCAACUAGCAUUACAAAAGGCCGAAAAAGAGCGAAGGAGGGUUAUUGAUGAGCGAAAUAAAUUACAAAAACAACAAAAGAGAAAGAAUAGUGAAAAGUCUUUGGGUGAUGCAAAGAAUCAGGAAUUGCCCGAGUUCUUACCAGAAGAUAUCGAACUGUUUAUCAAGCAGAGUACUCCAGUGGUACCGACAAAGCCAAAUAGACAUAUUCGACUUGAAGAUGAGGAUCAAGACCUCGAUGGGGCAGAGCUUGAAUCUUCUAUGCAAAGGAAAAGAAAACUUGAGCAGAAGUUGAAGGAGUUAAAGAAUAGAAAACGUAUUAGUGUGAAAAAGGGUCCUGUUUAUGUCCAAACACAGACGUUUGGGUUAGCACGUAAAGUAGUACCGAAGGCAGAGAGCAAGAUUGUUAAAAACAAGGCGAAAUGGCUAAAUAGAAAAUCAAUAAAUAGAAAGUAG
Messenger RNA from Lodderomyces elongisporus, 840 nucleotides. It is a transcript of the gene BUD21, whose product is annotated as Bud21p. Lineage: Eukaryota; Fungi; Ascomycota; Pichiomycetes; Serinales; Debaryomycetaceae. The transcript has a single exon. Bases 1 to 840 code for a protein of 279 amino acids. The record is from RefSeq and is a predicted model, not a curated record. Gene Ontology annotation, molecular function: snoRNA binding. Gene Ontology annotation, biological process: rRNA processing.